CAUGAAAGUUAGCUAAUAAGUAACUGCACUUAUGCAAUAGGUGAAAUAAUAUUUAAAGCAAAUAUAUGUUUGCCCCAGAUUUCAAGAGGACAAAACAAGAACUGGUCUUCAGAAAAGAGCUCUGUUGAAAGGUACGGAUAAAAGCUUUAAAGAUUUGAUACACUUAAAUAUGUUUCAUACAGAUAAUUAUAUUGUAGACAUUCCAUAGAUAGUUCAAUCAAUAUUUGUUAAGAACACGUGAAAACUGUCAAUUUAAUGCUGAAAUAAAAACAAAAUUAUAAGACUUGUGGAAGGGCAGGAGAAAGAUAUAGUUCAGACUGAAAGAUUUAUAGUUAGUUAUUGAUUUAUUUUGUUUAAGAACAAUUUUCUGUACCAGUUAAAACAUUUCAUUUUACUUAUUUUAUUCUUGCUAUGUUGCCAAAAGGCUUUUUUUUUUUGUGAAAAAAACAACUAAUUGCCUAAUCUCUCGUUAAUGUACGUUGUGUUAUUUAACAGUUACUAUUAUCGUUAUUAUUACUAGUAUUUAUAAAAUGCCAUAAUUUUCUGCAAAUCUGUACAACUAGGGAAAGCAAACAUUAUAGUAUAACAGCAACAGUAUAUACAGACAAGUCAAGUACAAAGGGAACAGAGGACGCUUUCAGUAAGCUAUUGUAGUUCUUUUAUAAAACGUGUUCAGUUAGAUAACCUGUGAGUUUACAAUGUAUUCUAAAGGAGCAGGGACCAGUGGGAGGUAACCAGGGGUAGCAGGUUACAUUGAAUAUGAUAGCCUGGAGCUUUACAAAGCAUUUGCAGCAAGUGCUAAGAAGUGAAGUAAUUGGGGAAGAUGUCAAGCACCUGGAGAGGAACACUUUAAGCACCAUAACCACUACAGCUUGCUAAUGGUUUGAUGUCUUACAUUGGGUCCACCAGGCAUCGUUUACUUCUUCCAUAGGCUACUUUGCAUAUAUUUACUUCUCACUACUAUAAAGCAUCGUUAAAACAUUCUGAACACAUAAUUUACAGCCUUGAUUUAUUUUUUAUAGGCUUCAUUGAUUCUGAGUAACCAUGAAGGUCCAAAUCAUUCUUCUGCAUUUAGCUGCUUAUGUUGCUGUGUCAGUAUGCAACCGUGUCUAUGUGCAUCCUUUCAACCUUUUCAACUUCAACAAAACAGAGUGUGAAAAAGCUGAAAAGCUAAAUCACACAAUUGAAAAGCUUUUCAUACCCAUCUCAAUUGAUUCCAAGAUAAAGUCUGAAGAUGAACUGGUGAAAGAGAAAACAUCCUUCGACGUAAAACAACUUGGAAUUACAGGAAACUACAUGUUAAAUAGUUUGACAUAUUUAAUGAAUGAUUUUGGUUUCCGGGCCCUAAAUGCAUUGAUGAAAAUGAGCAAAGAUGACACUUUUCUCCUGUCCUAUACCAACUUAUAUGCAACUAUGAUAUCUUUCUAUCUUGGUGCCUCUGGAGAUACUUCGGAUGAUCUACAGACAAUUUUGGGCUUUCUGCACUCAUCAGGUCGUGCAGACUGUGCAUCUAAGGUGAAUGGCCUUAAAGUUCUUUCAACCCUCAGAAACAUUGACAACCUACUCUUUUCCAAAGGUGCCAACAUUGAUGCCUUGACUAUAGCGUGCAUCUUUGUUGCCCCAGACGUCCCAUUAUCAGAGAUGUUUGUACAGAACUUGCUUCCAUCAGCUGAUGAACUUUAUGUGAGGUCAGUUGAUUUCACAAAUUCAAUUAAAACUGCAGAAUUGAUCAAUGAUUUUUUGGAGUCUCGAACAUCAAAAAAAAAUCUAAAUGUAUUAAAGUCUACUGAUGAAUCGGCCAAUCUUUUAUACACAAGCUACAUCCAUUUCACAGGUAAGAACAAUUUAGAGCUAUUAGUUAAAAUUCACUAUUUAUUACUGAUGUUGUUGAAAUAUGCAGACUGGUAACAAUAUGUAUAGACUCACUUUGCAUAUUUCACAACACAGUUUAUUUUAAUAUUCAUACUGUAUUUGCCAUUUUAUUAAGAUAUAUGUUCUUUUGCAUUAGUAUAACCUUUGUCUUGCAGUGCAAUUUACAGUACAAUAAACUAUUUUUCUAACUUGUUACCACUAGUUUAAAGCUAUCAAACUUCACAGGAAAGUAACCCUAAUAACAAAUUUUCAUCAAAGUAAUACACUCAUUUCAAAGUUAAGAAACCAUUACAUAUUAAAAUAUGAUCUUAAUUGUUGAAAUGUUGAGGUACCCUCUGUUUUACCAUAUACCCCAAGGGCAUGUUAUAUAAUUAUUAUAUAACAUUAUAAUUAAUUGAAACUGAAACUGGGAUAUAACACUUUUAAAGUAAGUGAUAGGAAGAUAUGAAUAUGUUGUGGACCUUAUGAAUACAGCAGGUGAAAUAGGGGGUGAGGGAGGUAUUACACAGUACAAUCUUAUACAUAUAUUAGCAUAUUAUAAAGAGCAAUAAAUAAACCAUUCGAGCAACUGGUCUUCUCAAUUAUAUUCCUCACGGGGAGGGGAGAGGGUUUCUUCAUUCAGGAGCCAUGAUACAUAAGGCACAAAGUGGCAAUCUUAUUAAUGUUCCAAUUAUAAUAGGGUCAUUGUAUUGCUUAGGAAGUAUGCCAAGAGUCUUCAGAAAGGAUGUGAGAGGUAAAUUCGUGUAGGACUCCACCCUACCCACUAGAACAGGGGUAGGCAACUCAAGGUGUCUUUGCACGGCACUCAAGGCUGCUAGAGCCAAACAGGCUGUGGCCUAUCAGAAGUCCCAGUGAAGCUUCAGAUAUCUGCUAAUACAAAAAGGUGGUGAAGGACCAUCCUCAAUUUAUGCAUUGCAGCACAUAGAGGAAGUGAUCUCAGAUCCCUUCCUCCCAGCACUUGUAAAUGGGAAUCCACACUGUAGUAGAGCAGCCUGCAGCUGCUGCUACUGCUGCUGUCCUUUACCGGUACCUGGCCAGCCUGGUCCCCACUGGAACCCAGGGAAGCCACCCACACUGCUAGAUAUACCCAGUAAUGCAGUAUAACCCUCCCCUCAUACAAAUAAUACGAACAGUCCACACACAAACAUACACACAAUCCACACAAACAUAACCCGCUUACAAUCCACAUACAUGCACACAACCCCCGCAGCCUCUCACAUGCAAUACCACAAACAGCCCACACACACUACCAAACACACAAUGUGACAUAUCCAUCCACACACAAUUCCACAAGCAGCCCUCAUACACAGCCCAUAUUUAUAUGUAUCAUAUACAAUACCAUAAACUACUAAUGAACAUAUUCAAUCUAAUAGCUCAUAUACAAACAAAUACAAUGAUACAAAGCAAUUGCAGUAUAAAUAACACAAGCAGAAUACGGCAACAUACACACCUCAAUUUUAAAAAAUAGGACCGGCACGCUACGGGACAUCACAAUCCUAUAUCGGCACAGUGCUGCUAAAAGGUUGCCUACCCGUGCGCUAGAAGAUAACUUUGGGUUAGGGUAUUUCCAAGUUCUGAUGCUGAUGAAUGAUGGGUUGAAAUGAGUUUGGCCACAGCACAGUAUUGGGAGAGAGAUCUUGGAGGAAGGUCAACAGAAAAGUUUCAUACCCUUAAAAGCAGCCAUCAGGGCAGUUUUGACUUCUAUAUGUUAAAAUACUGAAUUACAUCACAAGGUGCUUGAAGUGAGUCAUUCUACAAGACUUCAUCUAGUAAUGUUUCACCAUCCCCGAGCACCUUUGGAGGUACUGGGUUGCUUUUGUAUGCCUUGGUUGGUGUUUAGUUUGAUGGGCAGGGAGGGCAGUGAUUGGAGAGGUUCUUGAGAAGGUAGUAUUGUAGACGGCAUUUGUCACAGCAGUCCAUGUGGUAGUUAGUGUAGUAUCAGUGAGAUGAGAGGUUGAAUGUCAUUGGAAACAUAGAGUAGAGUGUAGGUGUGGCACAUAAGGGUGGUUUGGUUGGGGACCCAGACAAGAUUGCAGCUUUGGUGAUUAGGGAAAGGGAGAGGUAUGUUAGUGAGGUUAGUAAUAGAAGAAAGGUUGUAGAAGAUAACUGUUGCUAGCUUGAUGGGUAGGGGAAUUGGACCUCUACAACAUGAUUGUGCAUAACAUAUGACUUUAUUGAAACAGAGAGAAAAAUUGGGUUAUGUGUGGAGCAAAUUAUGAAUCUGCCAAUUUUGCUUGCCUGUGCCACGGCAAUGUCUCUGUCUCACAAGACCAAUAAACACUUGAGAAAGAUAUGUCAGCAUGUAUAGUAUGCUUAAAACUUAUAGUUAUUAGGAGUCUUUCCUGGGCAGUCUUAAGCCAUGUAGAUUGUAACUGAUAUUGAGACUUUGCUGGAUCAGAAAACUAACGUGUACUUAUUUUUUGUUAUCUAGGUAAGAUAAACAAUUCAUUUUUGUUUCCCGAACCUCAAGACUUUUGGAUUGAGCCAAACAGGAAAAUUCUGGUUCCAAUGUUGUCAGUAUCUGGAAUGUUUCAAUAUAAGACUGAUGAUACCAUGAAUCAAACAGUAUUAAAGCUUCCUAUUAGUGAAAAUGACUUCUUAUUGUUGGUUCAGCCAACUAACGGGAACACACUUAAGAAUAUAGAGUCUUCAAUCUCUUGGGAUACAUUUCAAAAAUGGUUGAAUAAUUUAUCAAAUAGGUAUGUCUAUAUUCCACAAUUCAUUCUCUUAAUUAAAUAAUAAAUAAUUAUACAUAUUAAAUAAUAUCUUGCUUAUAUUUUUAAGGAAGAUCGACUUAUCUCUGCCAAAGCUGGAAAUAGAAAGUUCUUAUGACAUUCAAGAGAUUCUUGCCAAACUAGGAGUUCCAUCUCUACUUGGAAAUACAGCGAAUUUUAGGAAAAUAAGCAAUGUUGACAUACAAGUGGGGCAGGUAACGUUUAUUUAAAGCACUACUUCAAGCCUUUAAUGUAAAUAUUAUAGAACAAUAAAGUAACGAAUCAGUAAUCCGCCAGUUCAUAGGAAUAUUUUAUGGUUGUGGCAUGGCAGUUAGUAAGUGCAGAAAGUAGUUUGCAAGCACAGAAGGGGUAAGAAUACAAUCCAUAAUGCAGAGGGUUAAAAGGUUAAAUGGUUACUCUAUGCACCCGAACCACUUACAGUGAUUAAUGAUGGAUGCACAUCACCAGAGGCUCAAGGAGCCUUGGCACCCAGUGGGCACCCAGGUAAGAAGGCAAACCAAAUAUUUUGCCCCAUUACUGGGAAACAUGGAUACUCCUCAUAUCAUGGAGUAACACUUUAAAAGUACUCUUGGGGAAGAUAAGUAAUAAGGAGUGGCCAACCAUUUAAUUAAGAUUACAUUGUCACACCUAAGAUUAAAUUGUCAUGCAAAACUCAUUGCAUAAUUUAAAUGGUGAUGGCACAUAGAGGACCCUGAACCAACAGCUCCUGCUAGCUAUCAAUCAGGCAGCUGGAAUGUUCAGUUGCAACUGCCUAUUAUUAACUUGCUGCAUGCAAAACUUGGAUUGAGUGUUCUCUCCUUCCACGAGGGAGCUGAGUUACUAAGCAUGUGCACACUGCAUGCAAACUUGGACUGAGUUUUCUCUCUUCCUAAGAGAGAAAGCCAAGUUUUAUAAACAGUGAGCCUUGGGGGGCAAGUGGAGGUCCAUCCCAUGUGAUCGGCAGCAGGUGUUCACAGAAAACCCUUCUUGAACCAGAGCACCUGUCAACUGGCUCUCCAGAUUGCUCAGCUCUCUUUCUUACCUCGGUAUACUCUUGCACCCCGUUUUUUGCUCUCUUUCUAACCUGUAUUGUUGCUGGAGCCAUUGUAUGAUGAUGUCACCCUAUCACUGUCAGAGAGUUGGGCAAUAAGUGCAGAGAAGGAUCUCAGCAGCAAAUUACUGGAUCCCAGGGAUGAGGUUCCUCUACACCUUCUUUACAAGGAAAGAAAAGGGAGCUGGAACUCACUGUAAAAAAAAAUCAAAUAAAAAGAAAAAUUAAGUGUGUAUGAAUGUGCAUGUGUGUGAAUAUGAAUGUCUAUGUAUAUAAAUGUGUCAAGUGUAUGAAUGUGAAUGCAAUAUCCAAAGUGAGACACAAAAAAAGAAACCCCACUUUCCGGUCCCUGGUGCCAUGUAACCAAUUUACAUCUACUUACACUCAACCUAUGUCAUAAGUGGAGUUGCUCUUGGGUGAUAUAAACUACUUAUACAAUUACCUUACUAAUGCCUGACUGGACCCACAUGAAGUAACUGAGGUAUCUAUGUGAGAUCCGUUUAUUGUAUAUUUCUAGUAUUACUGCACAGAUCAUAACAGGACAGCAGCUGAGCCAGUGGACAGGUGAACUAAUAGAAAGGGGCAGGUUUGAAUUUACCUGAAGAAUGCCAAAAAUAAGGUCACCGUCACAUUAGUGUUCUGUGGUUUUACCCAACCAUAGCGGGAAGGGAAUAAUAAUCAGCUCUUUACAAUAAGUCCAGAAAGCUAAUUUUUGCCAGUUCAUCCAAAUCAAAUUCCUUUUAAUCCGCACUGUAACAAAUCUAUUUCCCUGGAAAUUAUAUGUGGAGUAAGGAAAAACCCAUAUAAAUCCCAGAUGAAUCCAUUUGUUCAGGUGUGGAUUAAAAGGACUUUGAUUUAGAUUAACAGUGCAUUAACAUGUACUAGAUGCAUAGCGUCAAUUCAUUGAUGAAUCUCUUAAGUUAUUAAAAAUUACACUCUGUGCAAGCAGAAGACUGGAGGAUUAUAAAAUAUUUGUGCACAAAUCCAUUUAAACUGGGUUGAAUUAAUCAAAUUAUUUUUAAUCCGCACCCAAACAAGUCAAUCUGUCCAGUCUUAUCGAUGGAAUAUAACUCCACAGACAAGUCUGGUGUGACCGCUCAGGGAAUUAGGCAGCUGUCUAGGGCACACCAACCGAGGUGGUGUUAGGGGAGCACAGUCUCCGGGUGACCAGCAGAAGGGUGGAGCACAGCACUCCCCCUCCUGCAGGUCACAGCAUGUAUUGUGGCCGAGCGGACCAAGGUAGUGUCAGAUUGGGUAGACGAAACAGAAGAUCCAACAUCGUGGUCCGCUCGGCCACACUACAUGGAGAGAGGUCAGCAGGCACAGGAGGGGAGGGGGGAAGAACAAAGAGGUGCACAGAGGGCUGAGGGGGGACAAUUAGGUGCACAGAAAGGAUUAGAGGCAGAAAUAAACACACAGGGCAAAGAGGCACACAGAAGGGCUGGGGCAGCACAAAGAGGCACACAGAGAGGCUGUAGAAGACAAAGAGAUACACAGAGAGGCUUGGGGACAAAGAAACAAACAGAGGGGUGGGGGUGACAAAGAGGAACACAGAAGGGCUGGAGGACAGAGAGAAACAGAGGGGCUGGCUGGCCAAAGAGACACAAAGAGUGACUUGGGGGACAAAGUGGCACAAAGAAGGGCUGGAAGGACAGAGAGACACACACAGAGAGGCUGUGAGUAUAAGGAGAAACACAGAGGGUUGGAAGGGGGACAAAAAGCCACACAAAGGGGCUGGGGUAAGAAAGAACCACACAAAAGGGCUGGGGAGAGAGACAGAGAAAAGGGCUGGUGGAGAAAAAGACACAUAGAGGGGGUAUGGGGGAGAAAGAAACCCACAAAUGUGCUGGGGGGGAAGAGACACACAGAGGAGCUGGGAAAUGGAAAAAAGAGACACACAAAGGGGUUGGGGCAGAAAGAGACACACAAAGGGGCUGCAGGAAGAAAGAGAUACACAAAGGUGGCAAUUAGUUUUUUUGGAUGGGUGGGUGCAAGUAGCUGGUCUGACCUAGGGUGCAAAAUUGUUGUCCACGGGUAAAUCCUGGAAAGAUAGGUUUGUUCAAUCCAAAUAUAAUGGAUUUGUGCACACGUCUAUUUUAUACCUCAACAUUGGUGCGAUAAAUAUUUUCUGUCAUAUAUGUUCAGUAUGAUGGAUAUAUUUUUACACCCAUUAAAUGAAGAGAGAAAAUGUGCUUUCAUGAAACAUUCCUCAGUAAUUCUAACAAUAAAUGUUAUUGUAUAUCAUUUCAGAUUAUAAAUAAAGUUAAUUUUGAAUUGGAAAGCAUUGCCUUGGACACAAGUGAAGUAAAGAGUCAUUUGUCGGACAAAGAUGACAUUGAACCUCUGGAAGUGAAAUAUAAUGAGCCUUUUCUCCUAGCUGUAUUUGAAGGCACCACAAAAGCAUUUAUUUUUAUUGGCAGAAUAACAAAUCCUGUAAAUGCCCUUUAAAUUUUAAGAGUGCUGGUAAAUCAAGGCGCAUCAAUGGCAGUACUUGCUUUGCAGAUACCUUACAGCUAAUCUAGAUAUAAGACAUUUCUGAGUUUGAGUCCCUAUGCAGCCAUCUCAGUUCUAGCCAUGAAUGUCAUCUUGGCAUAAGUGCUACUGGUUGACAUCACCUAUUUUAAUGUCCUGUCCUCCUGAUCCUUUCAUACUGUCUUAAUACCUCCACAUGUUGCCAGGUAUGCUCCUGUAGAAAAUUGAAAUCUUAAAGUAAUAAUUCUAUUUGUUACUUAUUCGUAUGUAUGUAUGUUAGUAUUUUUUUUUUCUUAAAAUAGGCUUGCUGGUAUCAUAUACAGUACAUACAUAUGUUGUUCUGUGUCACAUAAAAAAUAGUGUAAUCAGACUUCCCUGGCUUUUCUUAUAAAAACAGAUUUAUUCUUAUUGCUUCACAAAUACAAAGUCAGUUCUUACAACAUAAUUCAUGUUAAAGCUGAAGGUAUAUGCCAGACAUUCUGAGUGCUGAGACACUCUGCCCUUGAUGUUCUGUGUCGCAGUGUCUAUGUCUCAUUGUUUCUGUCUUACACAUAUAAUAUAAUAUAUACAUUAUAUAUAUACACCACCAAUGUGGGUGUGCAAGCAUUACAAAGUCAUUGAUAUUGAUACAAUAUGAUUGUUGGUAAUUCUAAUUAGGUCACCCCAUUUUCCGUGGACACUCAGAAAUAGAUAAGAGCUUGUAACAUGUAUUAUUGUCUGUUCAUGUCACUCAAGAUCAACCACGCUGCAGUGGGAAAUGCAUGAAAAAUUUCCAAAAAAUAGAAUAUUUUACAGUUCCAGUAUCAUAUUCCUUCAAAACGUCCCUGUACAGGCCUCAAAACUGUCCUGAAUUCAGCAAGACAGUACUAAUUCAGACUUCUGUCCCACCAUUCUCUGUUUGUUUCCUCUUGUAUCUCUUUUGGAGACACCAUGAAAAUGUCCCGAGAAAGUGUAGUGCAAGUGCAUCAUUAAACAUACAUGUGCUGUGCUAAGGGCACUAGAACCAUUCAUUGUAACAGCAUUCUAUGCACGGUUCACCCAUAAUGGGGCCAGCCAGUGUGAUUGGCAGUGUGCAUUCACUCCCGGUUGACAUGCCCCUUUUUGGGUCAGGUUCCAGCAUUUGAGCAGUGCCAGUAGUACAGGUUGUGUCAAUGGUUUUCCCCAUUUAGGUCAGGCCAUCAGCAUCCGGCUUUAGAUACUGUCCUAUGCUGGGAGGCAUGCUAAGUACAUAACUCACUUUUAAUGCUGUUAAACAACACUAAACAUAACCCUAUUUUACUACUAAAUAGAUGUAAAGAAGAAAACAAAACCAUCUUAAAUAGGAAGCCAAGGUUUAAAAUAAAUAUUUAUUAUCGCAGUACUAGUUCUACUUCUACUCAUUCAAUGCUGUAGAUACGUGGCCAUAUUUAAACAUAUCAUUUUUAUCAUUAGAUAAAUUAUGCUCAUGACUUUUUAUUAAACAAUAUUUUCAAAACUAUUUUGUGCCAAAUUAUUAAAACACAAAAUAUAUCUGUUUCAGGGAAAAUGCCGGAAAUAUAUGUAAAAUGAACAUCUGUGUGUAAAAGUUUCCCUGAUAAAAUAUAAUACAACUAAUUGUGUAUAUGUAACUGUACAAUAAAAAUAUCUCAGUUUCUAUAUAUAUAAAAUUCUGUAUGUCAA
Pelobates cultripes (western spadefoot toad) is the source of this 9768-nucleotide messenger RNA. The record is from the annotation of a GenBank genome assembly. NCBI's taxonomy places the organism in Eukaryota, Metazoa, Chordata, Amphibia, Anura, Pelobatidae.